AUGGCGUCCCUUUUAACAGACCCGUUGUUUGAGAUAUCUGGAAACGCUCCUCCACCCAACAGGAAUUAUUAUCAUUUUGUUAUCACCAAGUCAGCUGUGAUAUGGAGAUGGUGGAAGAUAUCUCCGAGAGCUGUAGACAGGAACUCCAGGCCUGGGGAGGUGAAGGAGUCUCACCAGGACUUGUUGGAUGAUGCUUGGCUGCAGAGUGAGAUCAGUAUGGUUUUUGGUCGUGGAAUCUUGCAGUACACCAAGGCUUUGUGCCAAGGCCAUUAUGACUAUCUAGAGCGCCUGUCUGACUCAAUACUUCUGCGGAUAAUAAAUUAUCUGGAACUAGAGGAUGUGGGACAGCUUGGACGAACGUCACGCAGGUUCAGGCAGCUGUGUGGCUCACAGGAGUUUUGGGAGCAGGCAGUGCGGCAGCGCUGCUGCACAGUAUCAGCAGAGGAAGCAUCUCUGGCGCUUGAGGUGGGCUGGCGCAGCAUGUUCUUCACCAGCAAGCUGCAGCUGCAGAAGCUGAUCAGCCGCAGGAGGCUGAAGACCAAGGAGCAACAAGAAAGACAGGUCUCUGAGCCAUGUGCAAAGAUUGAAGUAUCUCCUGAUGAAAGCUCAGAGACAGACCAGACAUCUGGUUCUGAGGAGGAAUCUCACCAUGGCAUUAUCCCCCAUCUAAGCCUUGGCACUGAUCCUGUUGCUGGCUUUGACACUAGCUCUUCCUGUGAUGUUGACCCUGACCCUAACCCUGAACCACAGGCUGGCACUGAUUCCAGCGUGCUUGUACCUUGCCAAGUGAUCGAGGACAGGAAGAAGUGUGCUGUGGCAUCACCGGUGCAGGACGAUGCAGUGGGCAGUAGUAGAGGAGACUUCUGUGCAGAGCCAGACAAGACACUGAAUUAA
This is a messenger RNA of Epinephelus lanceolatus (giant grouper), 894 nucleotides long. RefSeq names its product F-box protein 36b (gene fbxo36b). NCBI's taxonomy places the organism in Eukaryota, Metazoa, Chordata, Actinopteri, Perciformes, Serranidae. Gene Ontology annotation, molecular function: protein binding. The record is from RefSeq and is a predicted model, not a curated record.